CCUGUAAAAUCCCGUUUCAAUAAAUUCUCACACUCUUCUUCUUCUUUCCCUGGCGCUCACUUCUUUUCAAGUCUCUCUCUUCUCUCUCGAGCCUCGCGUCUGUGUAAAGAGACAAAACAUAUUCUCUAAAGCGGCGACGUUUAAGAACAUUCGGUCAACGACUUACGGCGGCGUUGGAAUCAAAACUCCGACAAUGACGGUUUUCUCCGGCAGACAAGUCGUUCCGAUGGAUUACGAAGCCGAGGUAUCACAACGGCUUCUAGAAGCCAUCCUCGACGGAGAUUUCAAAACGGCAUCGGAUUGCGUCUCCGAUCCACUCGUCGACGUUAAUUUCGUCGGCGCCGUCAGCUUAAAAACAAGGAGGAGCGAAGUCGUCCUCCGUGAUGAGUCUCCCAGCGAAGUCCGCGUCGAGUACGAAGAAUUCAAAACCGAUGUAACGGCGUUAUUCCUCGCCGUUAAUUUCGGAAACGCAGCUCUCGUGAAGGAAUUACUGAACAUUGGAGCUGAUGUGAACCAGAAGCUCUUCAGGGGAUUUGCAACAACUGUUGCUGUAAGGGAAGGUCAUUUCGAUGUCUUUGAGAUUCUACUCAAAGCUGGUGCUUCUCAGCCCGCUUGUGAAGAAGCUCUAGUAGGGGCGAGCUGUCACGGACGCUCGAGGUUCGUUGAGCUGCUUAUGGGAACUGAUCUUAUUCGGCCUCAGGUUGCUGUGCAUGCUCUCGCCACUGCUUGUUGCAGGGGUUUUGUGGACGUCGUAGGGACCUUGCUCAAAUGUGGUGUAGAUGCUAAUUCAACCGAUAGGCUUCUUCUUCAAUCUUCGAAACCUUCUCUUUACACAAAUGUAGACUGUACAGCUCUUGUUGCUGCCAUUGUCAAUAGGCAAGUCUCUGCUGUCCGCGUCCUACUACAGGCUGGCGUCAAGACAGAUAUCAUGGUGAGGCUUGGAGCAUGGUCAUGGGAUACUAACACUGGAGAAGAGUUUCGGGUGGGAGCUGGAGUGGCUGAGCCCUAUCCUUUAACCUGGUGUGCUGUAGAAUACUUUGAAACUAGUGGCGACAUUUUGCGUUUGUUGCUCAAACUCCAGUCUCCAAACGCUCUUCACAACGGUCGGACUCUUCUACACCAUGCUGUCCUCUGUGGCAACAAGGCAGCCGUCAGUGUCCUCCUUGACUGUGGCGCCGAUCCAGAAGCUCCUAUCAAAACUUCACGAGGCAUUGAACUCAGACCGAUUCAUAUUGCUGCACGUGACGGAUCAGUGGAGAUCAUACAACAACUCGUUGGCUUUGGCUGCGAUAUAAACUCGAAGAAUGAUGUAGGGAACACAGCCCUGUUGAUCUCAAUAAAACACAAACAUCCAGAGUGCGUCAAGGUUCUCGCCCUUGAUGGUGCUGAUUUCGGUUUAGUGAACAAGUUUGGUCAUUCUGCUGUUUCGAUCGCUGAGUCAAACAAGUGGUCUCUUGGAUUAGAGCGAGUAAUUCUUGAGCUGAUCCGGUUCGGUGUUGUUCCACAUUCAAGCAACGCUUCAGUAUUCUCGCCUUUGCUAUAUGGGGCUCAAGCAGGAGAUGCUGAGGCGCUUAAAGCGCUUGUAAAAGCUCAAGACAUCUACCUAGACUAUCAAGAUGAGGAAGGCUUUUCGGCUGCAAUGCUAGCGGCCAUGAAUGGCCACGUUGAAGCAUUUAGAGUCUUAGUCUACGCAGGCGCAGACGUGAAGCUGUAUAACAACUCUGGCGACACGGUAGUCUCUCUGUCUGAACAGAACGGUAACCGUGACGUGAUAGAGAAGGUGAUGCUCGAGUUUGCUCUCGAGAAGGACAGCAGAAACAUGGCAGGCGGGUUUUAUGCUUUACACUGUGCUGCACGGCGUGGAGACGUCAAAGCAGUGAAGCUUUUGAGUGGAAAAGGAUACAGUCUAGACAUCCCGGAUGGAGAUGGCUACACUCCGCUCAUGCUUGCAGCCAGAGAGGGCCAUGGACAUAUGUGUGAAUACCUAAUCUCCUGUGGCGCAAACUGCAAUGCUAAGAACGGAAGAGGGGAAAAGCUGCUGGAUCUCGCGACUGGUGAUGCGGAGAAGGUGAUCCGUAAUGAGUUGUCUCGGAGGUUUGUGAUAGAAGGAAGCAGUGUGAUGAAACACACCAAGGGAGGGAAAGGAAAGAAGCAUGGGAAAGGAUUGAGAAUGUUGGAAUCAAGUGGAGUACUAAGUUGGGGAAAGUCACGGAAGAGGACUGUGGUGUGCAAGGAAGUAGAGAUCGGGAUGAGCCAGCGGUUCAGGAAGAACCGUAAGGGGAAAGGCGAUGGAGCGGAGGAGGAAGGGAUUUUCCGGGUAGUGACUACGGAAAACAAGGAGGUUCAUUUUGUGUGUGAAGGUGGGUUGGUGUGUGCAGAGAUGUGGGUGAGGGGAAUACGACUUGUGACCAGAGAGACAAUUUGUGGAAGAACUCAGACUCAGAAUUAGUGUUGUUUAUGUAUGUAUAUAAAGAAGUUUUGAGAAAGGGAGCUUCAUUUUGAAGGUAGUGUGCUUCUAUUGUGUUGGGGAUGUUUAUAGUUCUUGGGUUUGGUAUCUGCAGUAUAUUUGUGAACUGUGAAGUAGUUCGAGUUGCACAUGAAUGAAAACUAAAACAUCUCAGUUGAUUUGAGAUUCUCC
This is a messenger RNA of Arabidopsis thaliana (thale cress), 2638 nucleotides long. Its product is annotated as ankyrin. Lineage: Eukaryota; Viridiplantae; Streptophyta; Magnoliopsida; Brassicales; Brassicaceae. The record is from RefSeq and is marked reviewed. The transcript is spliced from 4 exons. The coding region runs from base 194 to 2449 and encodes 751 amino acids.